Micropterus dolomieu (smallmouth bass) is the source of this 3846-nucleotide messenger RNA. It is a transcript of the gene rasgrf1, whose product is annotated as Ras protein specific guanine nucleotide releasing factor 1. NCBI's taxonomy places the organism in Eukaryota, Metazoa, Chordata, Actinopteri, Centrarchiformes, Centrarchidae. Gene Ontology annotation, molecular function: protein binding; guanyl-nucleotide exchange factor activity. The record is from RefSeq and is a predicted model, not a curated record. The coding region runs from base 1 to 3771 and encodes 1256 amino acids. Gene Ontology annotation, biological process: Ras protein signal transduction; positive regulation of GTPase activity. The transcript has 27 exons. Gene Ontology annotation, cellular component: plasma membrane.
AUGCAGAAAGGAAUACGACUUAAUGAUGGUCAUGUCACCUACCUGGGGCUUUUGGCAAAAAAGGAUGGUACAAGACGAGGGUGCUUGAGCAAAAAGAGCUCAGACAACACGAAAUGGCACUCAAAGUGGUUUGCUUUGUUACAGAAUAUGCUCUUUUAUUUUGAGAACGAGUCCAGCUCUCGACCCUCGGGAUUAUACCUGUUGGAGGGAUGCAUAUGCGACAGGGCGCCUUCACCGAAACCUUCGCUGUCAGCCAAGGAGUGUUUGGAAAAGCAGUACUAUUUCACUGUCAGCUUCACCCAUGAAAACCAGAAGGCGCUCGAGUUACGCACAGAAGAUGUAAAGGACUGCGAUGAAUGGGUGGCUGCAAUAUCACACGCCAGUUACAGAAACUUGGCCACCGAGCAUGAGACUCUCAUGCAGAAGUAUCUUCAUCUGCUUCAGAUUGUGGAGACGGAGAAAACAGUUGCUAAGCAACUUCGACAACAGAUAGAAGAUGGGGAAAUAGAGAUUGAAAGGCUUAAGUCAGAGAUCUCUGGGCUGCUCAAAGACAACGAGAAGAUUCACGCCAGCCCUGCAGCCACCCCAACUGAUGACGACUCAGAAAUCAAGAAGAUCAAAAAAGUCCAGAGCUUCCUGCGAGGCUGGAUCUGCAGGAGGAAGUGGAAGACAAUCAUUCAGGAUUACAUCCGCUCUCCACACGCAGAGAGCAUGAGGAAGAGGAACCAGGUGGUGUUCAGCAUGCUGGACUCGGAGGCCGAGUACGUCCAGCAGCUUCACAUCCUGGUGAACAACUUCCUGAGGCCGCUCCGCAUGGCAGCCAGCUCCAAGAAACCGCCCAUCACCCAUGAUGAUGUCAGCAGCAUAUUCCUCAACAGUGAAACUAUCAUGUUUCUACAUCAGAUAUUUUACCAGGGUCUAAAAGCCAGAAUAGCAAGCUGGCCAACAUUAGUGUUGGCGGACCUGUUUGACAUCCUGCUGCCCAUGCUGAACAUCUACCAGGAGUUUGUGAGGAACCACCAGUACAGCCUGCAGAUCCUGGCUCAUUGCAAGCAGAACCGAGACUUUGACAAGCUGCUGAAGCAGUACGAGGCCAAGCCCGACUGUGAGGAGAGGACUCUGGAGACUUUCCUCACCUACCCCAUGUUCCAGAUUCCCCGCUACAUUCUUACGCUCCACGAACUUCUGGCGCACACACCCCAUGAACAUAUAGAGAGAAACAGUCUGGACUACGCCAAAUCUAAGCUGGAGGAGCUUUCCAGAAUCAUGCACGAUGAAGUGAGCGAGACCGAAAACAUCAGGAAGAACCUGGCAAUAGAGCGCAUGAUCGUAGAGGGCUGCGAGAUUCUCCUCGACACCAGCCAGACGUUUGUAAGACAAGGGUCCCUCAUCCAGGUGCCGAUGAGCGAGAAGGGCAAGAUCACCCGUGGGCGACUGGGCUCUCUGUCUCUGAAGAAGGAGGGGGAGAGGCAGUGCUUUCUCUUCUCCAAGCAUUUAAUCAUCUGCACCAGGGGUUCUGGGGGAAAGCUUCAUCUCACCAAGAAUGGAGUAGUCUCGCUUAUAGACUGCACUCUUAUGGAGGACCCUGAGGGGACAGACGAUGAGUCCAAAUCAGACAAGAGCGGUCAGGACAUGGAGCACCUGGACUUUAAGAUUGUCGUUGAGCCAAAGGACAGCCAGUCAUUCACAGUCAUCCUGGUGGCCUCCUCGAGGCAGGAGAAGUCUGCAUGGACCAGUGACAUCAGCCAGUGCAUAGACAACAUCCGCUGCAAUGGGCUGAUGAUGAACGCCUUUGAAGACAACUCUAAAGUCACAGUGCCACAGAUGAUCAAGUCGGAUUCAAGUCUGUACUGCGAUGAUGUGGACAUCCGCUUCAGUAAGAUGAUGAACUCCUGCAAGGUGCUCCAGAUCCGCUACGCCAGCGUCGAGCGCCUGCUGGAGAGACUGACCGACCUCCGUUUCCUCUCCAUCGAUUUCCUCAACACCUUUCUGCACUCCUAUCGCGUGUUCACCACCGCCGAUGUGGUGCUAGACAAACUCAUCACUAUCUACAAGAAGCCCAUCAGUGCCAUCCCUGCUCGGUCCCUGGAGUUAUUCUUUGCCAGUAGUCAGAACAGUAAACUCCUGUAUGGAGAGCCUCCCAGCUCCCCCCGGGCCAGCAGAAAGUUCUCCUCCCCUCCUCCUCUCGCUAUUGCAAAGAAUUCAUCCCCAAACCGCCGGCGCAAGCUCUCUCUCAACAUCCCCAUCAUCACUGGGGGCAAAGCUCUUGACCUGGCUGCCCUCAGCUGCUCCUCCAAUGGCUAUGCAAGCAUGUACUCAACCAUGUCCCCAUUCAGCAAGACCACCUUGGACAUCAACAAACUGUACGUGUCCAGCCCUAUCACAAGCAAAAUCCCUGAUGAGGGAGAAGAUAAGAAGGACAAGGUGGAGGACACCACAGUGUCCAAGCAAGAUCUCUCCGUACGAGAAGAAAGCGACAAUGAUCAAAACCAGAGUGAUGACGGGGACCCAGAAGCCUCUCCUACCAAGUCACCAACCACUCCAAAAAACAUCAAAUCGAAAAACUCCUCAGAGUUCUCCCUGUUUUCCUACAACAAUGGCAUGGUGAUGUCCUCGUGUCGAGAGCUGGAUAACAACCGCAGUGCCCUGUCUGCUGCCUCAGCUUUUGCUAUUGCUACAGCUGGAGCCAAUGAGGGAACACCUACCAAGGAAAAAUAUCGGAGGAUGUCCCUCGCCAGCACUGGCUUCCCAACAGAUCAGAGAAAUGGAGACAAAGAGUUUGUGAUCAGACGGGCAGCGACCAACAGAGUCCUCAAUGUCCUGAGGCACUGGGUGUCCAAACAUUCUCAGGACUUUGAGAGUAACAAUGAGCUGAAGACAAAAGUCAUUGUCUUCCUUGAGGAAGUGAUGCAUGACCCUGAGCUGCUGACCCAGGAGAGGAAAGCAGCAGCCAACAUCAUCAGGACUCUAACUCAGGAAGAUCAUGGUGACAAUCAGAUCACCCUUGAAGACGUAACACCUCUGGUGGAAGGAGGGAAGGCCGACCCCUUUGAGAGCCAUUCUGCAUUGGAGAUCGCAGAGCAGCUCACUCUGCUGGACCACCUGGUGUUUAAGGUCAUCCCAUAUGCGGAAUUCUUUGGACAAGGCUGGAUGAAGAAUGACAAAAAUGAGAAGACGCCGUACAUCAUGAGAACAACAAAGCACUUCAAUGAUAUAAGCAACCUUAUUGCCACAGAGAUCCUGCGUUGUGAGGACGUGGUCACUCGAGUAGUGGUCAUAGAAAAAUGGGUGGCUGUAGCCGACAUCUGUCGCUGUCUCCACAACUACAACGCCGUGCUCGAGAUCACCUCCUCCCUCAACCGCAGCUCUGUCUUCCGCCUCAAGAAGACCUGGCUCAAGGUUUCCAAGCAGACAAAAGCAUUGAUUGACAAGCUGCAGAAGCUAGUCUCAUCAGAGGGGAGGUUCAAAAACCUGAGAGAGGCUUUGAAGAACUGUGAUCCUCCCUGUGUGCCCUAUCUGGGGAUGUACCUCACUGACCUGGCUUUCAUUGAGGAGGGAACGCCCAACUACACUGAAGACAACUUGGUCAACUUCUCGAAAAUGAGAAUGAUUUCUCACAUCAUCAGAGAAAUCAGGCAGUUUCAGCAAACAGCAUACAAGAUUGAACUGCAACCAAAGGUAGCCCAAUAUCUACUGGAUAACAGCUUUGUUCUGGAUGAAGAAAGCCUGUACGAAGCCUCACUCAGAAUUGAGCCUAAAGUGCCCAACUGAUGGGGAAGUUGGCCCUCCACAUUAUUUUCUCUGUUAAUAUUACACAUCAGUUAACAUACACAUCGAUUUUUGUAU